Molecule: messenger RNA, 2138 nt
Organism: Hyla sarda
Lineage: Eukaryota; Metazoa; Chordata; Amphibia; Anura; Hylidae
Gene: TACR3
Product: tachykinin receptor 3
Exons: 5
Coding region: 193-1521 (442 amino acids)
Biological process (GO): G protein-coupled receptor signaling pathway; positive regulation of flagellated sperm motility
Cellular component (GO): sperm midpiece; plasma membrane
Molecular function (GO): tachykinin receptor activity
Source: RefSeq, a predicted model, not a curated record
UGCCAGCUCAGAGGAACUUAGGAAGAAGUUCAGAUCCUCUACAUGCAGCUGACUUACCUUCCUGGUGCUCAGUAAUGGAACUAUGGAAGACAUUUCUGAGUUGACUUGAUGAUGGACAUUGUCUUGACCUUGUCAUUCUUAGACUGAUCAUCUGAACUGUUUGAAGACUUUUUAUUUGUAGAAGGGACAACAAUGACCUCCUCUCCAAUAAAUGUGACAGCUGAGGAUGGAAUGGGGAUCUUUGGUUCCCUUGGAGAAGGCUUGCUGUGGCAGAGGAAUGGGACUCCUGCUAAUGUGACUUCUACCAAUGUGACUUCUACUAAUGUCACUUCUCUGGUUCCUCACAGAUUUGUGCAACCUCCCUGGCGUAUCGCCCUAUGGUCAUUGGCUUAUGGAUCAAUGGUGGCCGUGGCUGUUUUCGGGAAUAUCAUUGUCAUGUGGAUCAUACUGGCUCACAAAAGAAUGAGGACAGUCACAAACUAUUUUUUGGUCAGUCUGGCUUUCUCUGAUGCAUCUAUGGCUGCUUUUAAUACCUUGGUGAAUUUCAUAUAUGCUCUUCACAAUGAAUGGUACUUUGGGGAGGCAUACUGUAGAUUCCACAACUUCUUCCCAAUAACAGCUAUCUUUGCCAGCAUCUACUCCAUGUCUGCUAUUGCUGUGGAUAGAUAUAUGGCUAUUAUCAAUCCAUUGAAGCCACGUCUUUCUGCUACUUCUACAAAAGUGGUCAUCGGAAGUAUCUGGGUGUUUGCAUUUGUGCUGGCUUUCCCUCAGUGCCUUUAUUCCGAAAUAAGAGUAACACCGAAAAGGACACUAUGUUUGCUUGUCUGGCCGGGGUUUGGGAAAAAAUUAACGUAUCAAAUCAUUGUGGUUCUGUUUGUUUAUUGCUUCCCAUUACUUGUCAUGGGUAUAACAUACACAAUUGUUGGAAUUACGCUGUGGGGAGGAGAAAUACCUGGGGAUACAUCUGACAAGUAUCAUGAACAACUAAGGGCAAAGAGAAAGGUGGUGAAAAUGAUGAUUGUGGUGGUGGUGACCUUUGCAAUCUGUUGGCUUCCCUAUCAUAUAUUUUUUAUUGUAACUGCACUCGAUAUCAAAGUGGAGAGAUGGAAAUACAUCCAACAAAUCUAUUUGGCCAUUUUUUGGCUGGCAAUGAGCUCAACAAUGUAUAACCCCAUAAUAUAUUGCUGUCUUAAUAAAAGAUUUCGUGCUGGUUUCAAAAGAGCAUUUAGAUGGUGUCCAUUUAUUGAAGUAUCCAGUUAUGAUGAAUUGGAGCUCAAAUCCACCAGGUUCCACCCAACAAGACAGAGCAGUCUAUAUACGGUAUCCAGGAUGGAAUCCAGCAUGACUGUUGUAUUCGAUCCAAAUGAUGGCGAAAAUUCCAAAUCUAUUCACAGCCACAAGAAAAGAGUUACUUCUAGCGAAUCGACUUUAAACGGUUGUUCCCGAAAAAAUUCAACGGAUGCCUCCACAAAUUCCAUUUUCAUUAGUUCCCCCUGUACAUCGGCAGACUGUUAUUCAUGAAUUGUUUAUCAGGCAGUAUUAAAAAGAUACUGAAACGAUAAAUCUAUUUUUAACUUGUAAUGAAAUAGGCAUGACAAGAAAUCAUGGCCAUCUUAUUAAAUGCGAAAUGUUUGGCUUUAAACAUCAGGGAGGUUUGUCCGUUUCAUGAAUUUUAGCCUUGUGUCCAGACAUGGAAAAUGACUCCUUAUUUUUACUCUUUAAACAUAUCAAUUGUCAGUAGGUGAAUGUAAAGGCAUGGUGUUUGCUUGUCUACUAUUUUGUACUGUUUUGUGCAUUACCAGUGCAAUUGAUGGCAUGCCUUGUGACUUAUUUUUUGAAUAAUAUUUGUAAACAGAAAAAUACAGUAUAAGGGCACACUUUUUAGAAAAUUCUAAUCCUCAGCUUAAAGGAGAACUCUAGCCAAAACUAAUUUAUCCCCUAUCCUUAUCCAUUAUACCAGCAGUCGGACGCCCUUUGAUCUCCAGAAUGGGACUCUAGACAGCAUGCGCUCCAUAAUUUCCAUGGGAGUAUCGGUGAUGCCAGAGUGCUGUACUUGGCUCUUUUAGGCAUAGCCUUAGAAAUGAAUAUCACUCCUUACUGAGAGCCGAGUCCUGUUCCCGGAGAUCGCGGGGGGGGGG